AAACUAGACAGCUCCAUGGACGUUCUGCUUUCGCGCCACGGCCUCUCUCUGGUGAUGUUAUGAUCAGAAAUAUGGCGACUGCGGAACCGAAAAUCGACCCAUGUGAACGGCUUAAAGAAGAACACAAAGUAUGGAAACUGCAUCAUCCAAAGGGGUUCUCAGCUGAACCACGUAAAGAUGAAAAUGGUGUGACAAACUGGUUACUUUGGGACUGUGCCAUUCCUGGAAAAUCAAAGACACCAUGGGAAGGAGGUUUAUACAAAUUGAAAAUUAAAUUUAGUGGAAAUUAUCCUUUUGAGCCCCCUUCCUGCUAUUUUGACCCUCCAAUCCUCCAUCCAAAUGUAUUCCCAUCUGGAACUGUUUCUUUGUCAUUGCUGGACAGAAACAAAGGGUGGAAGCCACAGAUUACAGUGAAACAGGUUCUUCUUGGCAUUCAAAUGCUCUUAAAUGAACCAAACUUCCAGCAACCGGCACAAGCUGAAGCAUUUGCAUUGUAUGCGCAGAGUCAGUUGACAUAUGAAGACAAAAUUAAAGAACAGGCCUGCUUAAUGGCUGCAAAGUAGUCCUUCUGUGCACAUUCAGGUGAAGGGUCACAAAGCUACCUUCAGUCCUCAUCAAUUGUAACUUCCCCAUUCAUUCAAGACACUACACGACAGUAGACUUUCAGGUGACAAUUCUGGGUGAAAGUAUCGAAUGUGAAUUGACAAGAUAGAUAUUUUGUACGACUCAAGCUUUGUGUUGGGCUGGAUUAAUUAAAAAGAUUUAGCAAGGAUGCUUAUUUUGGGUUAAGUUGAAUGGAUCUCAAUUUUUAGUAUCAUUUCUAAAGUUCUAGCAAAAAAUAUGGUUUGGUUUGGGAAAGCCCUUUGAGAAAAUAAUCUGCACAAACAAAAAUGGUUAGUGUCAGUUUUUUCAAAUUUUAAAGUUUUUAAAAGUUGUUAAAACAGUUUUUCUACGUGAAUAAGUUGAGAUGUUAAAUUGCACAUAGUUGGUUUGAAAUCUAAAAGGAAGAUUGGGUUUCAUAGUAACAGGAUGGCUAACAAUGAAAGAUAUUGAUAACAAUAACUUUGUUUUUGCAUGGUUAUUUACUUUAAUCAGCUGUAACUAAAAACGUUGUUUGUAGUGAAGAUGAAUACAAAAUGGCCUAUAAUUUUUAUGGGAUCUCCUUCUGUCUUGAUGUAAAGGAUGACUAACCAUAUGAAACAGAAUUGAGGUUA
This is a messenger RNA of Rhopilema esculentum, 1214 nucleotides long. RefSeq names its product SUMO-conjugating enzyme UBC9-B. Lineage: Eukaryota; Metazoa; Cnidaria; Scyphozoa; Rhizostomeae; Rhizostomatidae. The record is from RefSeq and is a predicted model, not a curated record.